Messenger RNA from Tetrahymena thermophila SB210, 2286 nucleotides. RefSeq names its product G-quartet DNA-binding protein TGP1. NCBI's taxonomy places the organism in Eukaryota, Ciliophora, Oligohymenophorea, Hymenostomatida, Tetrahymenidae. The transcript is spliced from 14 exons. The record is from RefSeq and is a predicted model, not a curated record.
AAAAAGAAAAAAUUAAAUUAUUUAGAAAAAGAUAUUUUUCACAUUCAAAAUAAAAUAAAAAAAACUCCACUUAAAAAAAAAACAACAACAACAAAAAUUAAAAAAAUGACUGAUCAAGGUGUCGCUAAAGAACAAUACAUUACCGUCGGUAGUUUGAAGGAAAUUGCAGAUCCCGUCAAGAAAUUCCUUAGAAAGGGAAACAGAAAGGGUAGAAAUUAGAAGGAAUUAAAGUUCAGAGCUAAGGUUGUUAACCAAUAACUUGCUGACGAAACUGGCUCUAUCAACUUCACUACUGAAGGUGUUGCCGUAAAUAACAACCAAACUUAUGAAUUCACUGGUUCCUUGAAGGUUGUCGACUAUAAGCUCAACUUAGCUGUUACCUCUGCUACUCCUGCUAAAGAUUAAAUUGCUAAUCUUGGUUCUGAAUAACUCAGCAAAGCUGAUAUUGAUCAACACUCAGGAAAGCAUAUCGUUUUGAUCAAGGAUCUCAUUAAUCUUAGAAUCGGUCAAUCUUUCUUCGCUAGACCUAGAGAUAUUGUUCACAAUAACGAAUAAAGAAGAAUGACAGCUACCUUAGCCGAUAACACUGCUGCUAUCCAAGCUGAAAUUAGUGUUAACAAGAAAUCAAUCACUUAAGAAGUACUUGAAUCCUUAAACUCUGAUAAGGUCUACCUUUUCAGUGAUGUUGUUCUCAACUUCAAUGAAAGUAACAAGUUAGUUGCCAGAUUCAACUACAGAUCAAACAUUGUUGAAGCUAAUGACCGUUAGAUCUAACAAUUAUCAAAUAACAACUUGAGCGCCAAAGAAUACUCAGAUGAAACUGAAAAGAAGGCUCUUACUGAUGUCCUCUAAAUCCAUGAAAAGAAGGAAAGAGUUCACAAAUAGUAAAAUAAGAAUAAAAAUACAAGAAAUGCUCACAAGAAUCACAACAGAUAAAGACCAAAUUUAUAAGAAACUGAACCCGUAAAAAUUAGCGGUCUCUAAUAAUGGAACAAUAACUAGACAGUUAUUGGCAAGAUUGUCUCUCUCCGCACUGAAGAUAAGUCUUUACCAGCUAAGCAAGACGGUACCUCAACUACCAUGGUCUACCUUAAGGGAACUAUUGGUGACGAAACAGGUGUAAUUGAUUUCGAUAUGGCUGAAAAAAGAGAUUGCCCUCGUUUCAAAGAAAAUGAUGUCGUUAAAUUCACCUCUGUAAUGAACAAAGGUAGAUAAAGCGCUGAAGGAAAAGUCGGUGGUCACUACAUCGAAGUUAAGAAAUUCGGUCAAUAUAUUAUCCUUUCAGAUCAUAAUAUUAACAAUGUAAAUUUAAACAAUAACUUGUCUAAUUUAGAACUCACCGCUCGUCCCAAGAAUCCCAACCCAAGAUUCAUCAAGGGAGAAUUUGUUGGUGUAAAGGAAGAAGAAAAAGAUGGAAACAUCUAAUAUACUUACACUGUCAGAAGUAAAGAAGGUGAAGAACAAUCUAUCACUAUUAGAAACAAAAUUACUACACUUAAAGUUGGUGAAAUUCACAAAAUCGAUAGAGAAAGAAAAAGAUCAAGUAGCAGACCUAAUCAUCAAGGUGGUUAAAGGGGAAAUAGAUCUCAUUCUUAAAAUAACAGAAACCAAAGAAAUAGAGAUAAGCACCACAAUAGCUAAAACAAUUAACCCAAUAAAUACAACAAAAACACUUCCGUCUAAAACAAUAACAACAACAAAAACUAAUAAAGAUCUUAAUCACAAAACCAAAGACCUCCUAGAAACUAUGAUAACAGACAAGGAGGUGAAAAUAGAAAUAAUAGAUAAAGAAAUGAAAAUAAUAGAAAUAAUUUCAAUGGCAAUGGUCAUAGAGUCAAUAACCAAAACAAUCAAAGAAAUAGAAAUAGCUCAUAUCCUAGAAAUAAUAACUAUGAUCAUCAUCAUAAUUAAUAAACCGAUAUUUCUGGCUUAGAACCUGGUAAGAGAGGUCAAAAUGUAACUGGUUAGGUGAUUGAAGUUUCUGAAUUCUCCAAGUAGAUCAAUGAUAAAACUUUACACUUUGUCAAGGGUAGAAUUGCUGAUGAAAAUGCUAAUAUUAGAUUUGAUAUCAAGAAACCUUAAAACUUAGAAAUUAAGGUUGGUGAAGUCUAUAAUUUCAAGGACGUUAACAACAAAGUUGAUGAUAAUGGUUACCACUAUAUUGACCUCAAUAGAUUUGGCAGAGUUUUCCCUUCUCAUAAAAAAUUCUAAAGCAUUAAUGAUAAAAGAAAUUGUGAUGCUGAUCGUUCAUCAAUUGAAUACGUCAAAAAAACUGUCCCUAACUGA